Radiomyces spectabilis is the source of this 777-nucleotide messenger RNA. RefSeq names its product major facilitator superfamily domain-containing protein. Gene Ontology annotation, molecular function: transmembrane transporter activity. Gene Ontology annotation, biological process: transmembrane transport. Lineage: Eukaryota; Fungi; Mucoromycota; Mucoromycetes; Mucorales; Radiomycetaceae. The transcript is spliced from 4 exons. The record is from RefSeq and is a predicted model, not a curated record. The coding region runs from base 1 to 777 and encodes 258 amino acids.
AUGGGUGCAGGAACACUGGCGGAUAUAUUCGAACCAAAAGAAAGAGGUCGGGCAUUUGCGCUUUAUACCUGUGGCCCGCUCCUAGGCCCUGCCAUUGGUCCCAUUGUAGGUGGUUACCUGAAUGAAGGUUUGGGUUGGCAAAGUAACUUUUGGCUUGUGGCUAUUUUUGGUUUCAUGAUCUGGUUGGCGAUUUUGCUCUUCUUGCCCGAAACUUGGCGUGCUGCACCUGCUUUACCAACGACUUCCGUAGUUGAACAAACCAAAAAGAAAAGUCCAAGAUGGCAUGUCAAUCCACUAUCCGCGCUCAAAUUGUUCCGUUAUUUGAAUAUUUCUCUCACGGUGCUCUUCAUCAGCAUGUUCUUGGUAUUUUACUUGGUCAAUACAUUGUUUACACGGACUUAUACCAUACAAUAUGGGAUGGAUUCUGGGACGGUGGGACUGUGCUAUCUCCCAAUGGCCGCCGGUGCUAUGUCCGGUAGUAAUAUUGGCGGUCGUAUAUCCGAUCGCGUGUAUAACCGACGUGUAAAGCAAGCCAAUGGUGAAGCUGUUCCUGAGAUGCGUAUCAGUUUUGUCAUUAUCGGUAUCUGUCUGUUCAUUCAAAUGGCCGCAUUCACAGCUUAUGGAUGGUGUGUUCAGAAAAAUGUUCAUUUCGCUUAUGGCCUCGUUUGUCUAUUUUUCGUGGCUUUGGGUCUUAUGGUUCCCUUGGUAACGGUGUCCACGUAUAUCGUGGACUGUUUCCGUAGACGAAGUGCUUCCGUCACAGGUAAUCGUCAUUGA